AACCACACCUCGUGGCCUUGCCUUCCCUACCCAUGUCAAAUAUGUAAGAAGGGAAGAGCAGUAAACUGUAUGUGAUUCUCAUUCAACUACUAAUCACAUCUCACACACCUGAAAACCAAGCUUAAACCAUGUCUUUCACCGGAAAGUCAUAUAGUAAAAUCCAAACAGCUUCCUCUAGAACAGUUUUGGAGGACAGCAAAAAAAAGACUUCAUUGUUGAAGGACAAUAGCUGGAUCAAGAAAAAUGUGGAUGAGGACGAGCCAGUUGAUCAGGUUGUUAAUUUCGGCAAAUCUGUUCUGAGUGUUACCAGAUCCAAAGAAAACAUUGCUAGUUCUACAGGUCCAACCAGCAAAACCGAGAGCAAAACCACCACAGUGUCUACAUCAGCUUCCUCUGUCCAAGCCCUCACUAAGAGAUUUGGUGGGAGCCAGGACAAGUUGGAUGAAACCAGCAGAACCACAACAACCAGAUCAACUGUAAGAACGCAACCUAAGAGCAGUACUUCAACAACGACAACAACAGUCAAGGAUGGUACAAAGGUUACUGAGACUGUCACCACAACCAGGAAAUCAUCCAGUAAAUUAGAAACAAUCCCUGCUAAAGACCUCUCUGAUAUUAAGACCAAGAGUUCUGGAGAAUACAAGUCUGAAGUCACUACUGUGAAAUCAUCAAAGGACACCACCGAUGGGCCAACCUCAACUGUCAAGUCCACCACAAGCACCAAGACCUACACAAAGGGUGAUGUUUCACCAGUUAAAACAACCUCAUACUCUCUUAAAUCCACGAAAAGCACUGAGGAUCAACUGUUUGAUACUCUUAUACCAACGUCAAUUAAGAAAACCAAUACAAAACCUAACAGCAGUGACUAUAUGUCUGAAGUCAUUACUGUUAAGUCAUCUACAAACACAGCUGUCGGACCAACCUCACCUGUCAAGACCACCACAAGUGACUACAAGUCUGAAGUCACUACUGUGAAGUCAUCAGUGAACACUAUUGAUGGACCAACCUCACCUGUCAUGACCACCAGCAGCAUCAAGACCUACUCAAAGGAAGAGGCAAACUCACCUGUCAAGACCACCACUAGGUACAUUAACCACUGUUUUGCUCACAGAUUGGCAACUAACCUGAAGAAAAGUAGCUUCUCUCCUAACCUCUCAACAAUAAUCUGUAGCAUCAAGACCUACACAAAGGAAGAUGUUUCACCAACUAAAACAACAUCCUACUCUGUCCAGUCCACAAAGAGUACUGAGGAUCAACUGUUUGACACACUCAUACCAACAUCAAUCAAGACAACCUACACAAAAUCUAACAGCAGUCAUGAGGAUCAGGAUAUUGCUGUAUCCAAAACCAUUCGGACAGUGUAUUCAUCAAAUGACCGACAUGAGUGGGAUAGUGUUACGAGUCCUUCUUACACUACCAGGACAUCAUACACAGAAACCAGGCCUACUGAUUACCUCUCUGACAAUAUUACAUCAAAAUCAUCUACAACAGUGUACACGUCACCUGAGAGGAAAGUCAGUGAGAGGGACCUUUGCACGUACUGCCGUAAAAACAUGUACACCGAUGAAAAGAUUAUACUGGAUGAUAUGAAUAUAAACUGCCACGCACGUUGUUUCAAGUGUAAUGUGUGCAACACCUCUCUUGGGCACCUGAAGGCAGGAGACAGCCUGUGGGUCUACCGCAAUGCUGUUCACUGUGAGGGCUGCUUUAAUGUCACUAAGGGCAAGUGGCACCGCUGAAUCUAUAUUUACGUUUUGGUUCAAGAUGGAUGGAAGAGAUGCACUGCUCUGCAUUACAACAACCUAUAUCAACACUUUCCCAUGGUUUUAAAUUUGAAAUUAAAUUUAUGUACUUUCAAAUUUUGAAAGUACAUAAAAUAUUUCUUGGUGGUGGUUUCUGUGAAAUAAUGGAAUUGAGGGUUUCAAAAAUGCAUUUAAAACUGUCAUUCCCUGGUGAUGUGACAUGUAUCUCAUCUAACUUGAAGGAUUAUAUAAGAAGGAUUUUUAUUUAUUUCUUGCUUUCAUUUGAUUAUUUUUUAUUGUUUAGAUCUUGUUAAGUGUCAUUCCAGAGUAUAAUUGGGUCAUACCUGUUAUGCAGUACUUUUUGAAUUCUUUCUUUCUUAAAAGAAAAAAAAUGAAUAUGCUUUUGUUCUAUUUACAAAAGUAUUUCUAAGAAAGGAAACCAGACUUUCAGAAAAAUGUUCUUGCAAAGCUCAGGUGUUCAAAUUAUUAAGAAAAUAUUUCUCUCAGGCAUACAGUACCAAAAUACCGCAGGUUGGAAAUAAAGAGCUAUGUUUUGUUGAGUAAAAUAAGAAAAAUGCACUUGUCCUACCUUGUAUGUAUUCUCCCUAAUAUAACCUCCCAUAGCUCCGGCUAAGGAAUACUAUAUACUAUGUUUAUUGCAUGAAAAUAUUUACCCAAACCUAUUAUAACCUUUUGAGUAGAAAUUCAUAUUUAAGUAUUAUUACAUUGAAUAUGAACAUUUUCUUCUAAGGAAAGAAAACACAGAAUGUUCUUGUUGUAGUAAUGUUUUAUGAUAUAAGAAAGGAGAAAUAAUGUAUUAGCAAGAAUGGCAUCUGUUACCCUGUUCAGCAGCAUUGCAGAAUUUCAUCACAUAAGGAGUUGUCUGUGACAGGCCAAGCAAAGGAGAAGGCAGCGUCGAAGAAUCUGAAGACGAUUAAUAAAGAAGCAGGUGGCAUUAUAUAGGCAAAUGAUAAAGGCGUUGACCAAUCUCAAGAUGACAUCAGAAGAGUGGGGGCUUGAGAAACUGUCUAUAAAAGACUGAGAUGAGAUGAUUUCAUUAGAUUCUGAUUCUUCGGAACAGUCUCUCCGGUGCUAGAUGCCUACUGGGUUGCCUUGAGCAUUAGAUUGAUAUUUGCAGACUUAUGCUUUCAUUUUCUUUUAUUUGUUACAAGUAUAUUAAUUGUAACCUUGACAAUUGUUAUUAAUAAAACCUAUAAAACUACAA
Messenger RNA from Triplophysa rosa, 2967 nucleotides. RefSeq names its product sciellin (gene scel). Gene Ontology annotation, biological process: epidermis development. NCBI's taxonomy places the organism in Eukaryota, Metazoa, Chordata, Actinopteri, Cypriniformes, Nemacheilidae. The record is from RefSeq and is a predicted model, not a curated record. Gene Ontology annotation, cellular component: cytoplasm.